Molecule: messenger RNA, 1100 nt
Organism: Sphaeramia orbicularis (orbiculate cardinalfish)
Lineage: Eukaryota; Metazoa; Chordata; Actinopteri; Kurtiformes; Apogonidae
Gene: or55e1
Product: odorant receptor, family 55, subfamily E, member 1
Exons: 2
Coding region: 69-1100 (343 amino acids)
Biological process (GO): G protein-coupled receptor signaling pathway
Cellular component (GO): plasma membrane
Molecular function (GO): olfactory receptor activity; G protein-coupled receptor activity
Source: RefSeq, a predicted model, not a curated record
AAGUUUCAUGCUUUACUCACUUGUUUGUCUUUUUUCUGAUAUUUUCUCAGUGAUGAAGAAAGAAUCUGAUGUGGCUGAAGAGCAGACGAGCUGAAGGUGCCAUCAUGUCCCAGGUGUCUUCAGGUGGAAACUUCUCCCACUCCACCUUUGUGUUCAGAGGUUUCCCAGAGUUGCAGAGCCACCGGCGUCUGGUUGCGUUGCCGUUGUCCAUGUGCUAUGUGUCGGUGCUGCUGGGGAACUCAGUGCUGGUGUAUGUGGUUCGCUGUUUGGAGACUCUUCACAGCCCCAUGUACUUCCUCAUCUGCAUGCUCUGCGCCGUCGACAUCCUGGUCGUCACCACCAUCGUUCCCAAAAUGCUGCUGGGCCUCCUGUUCGACCGCAGUGAGAUCUCUCUGGUUGGAUGCUUGAUUCAGAUGUUCUUCACUCACUUCCUGUCAUCGGUGGAGUCCACGCUGCUGCUGGCGAUGGCGUUGGACCGCUACGUCGCCGUGUGCAAACCUCUCCGUUACGCCGAGAUCAUCAACUGGUCCAUGUUUGCGAAGCUGCUGGUCUUCACGUUGGUCCGGAGCGGCUCCAUCAUGGCCACGCUGGUCGCUUUGGCGGGUUCGCUACACUUCUGCGGCUCGGCCACGAUCCAGCACUGCUACUGCGACCACAUGGCGCUGGUCAGCUUGGCGUGCGACAACACUGACCGGAGCAGCGCCGCCGGCCUCGCCGUCAUCGUGUGCUUUGUGGGCGUUGACAUCCCGCUCAUUUUCCUCUCCUACGUGAAGAUCCUGAACGUGGUUCUGCAAGCGUCGGCUGCCGGCGAGGACCGCUGGAAGGCUUUUCACACCUGUGGGACGCACCUGAUCAUCAUGAUGUGUUUCUACCUGGUGGGCAGCGUCACCUUCCUGUCCCACAACCUCAACAUCUCCAUCCCGACCAGCGUCAACACCUUCAUGGGCCUUGUGUACAUUUUGUUCCCAGCGACUGUCAACCCCAUCAUUUACGGUGUUCGGACAAAAGAAAUCCGAAAUGGCUUCUUCAGGAUUUUUAAAGUAAGAGCCAAGAAAAUAAUGACAGUGAAGGUUUGUCCGACUUCAAAACCUGAAAGGUGA